GUCAACUUUGCGACCACACAGUCUCCGUGCGGUACGCGCAAUGCGCAAGCCAUUGCUACUUGAAAGCCCCGUGUCGCAGUACGCGGCACUACGGGAUGAGACGGCGCAGGACGAACCUGAAGGUCGCGUCGCAUUUGCCUCUGCUCCCGCCAACUGCGCAGACCCCGCACAACUGACUAGACUUUACGGCGAUCACGCUGUAUACACUGAUGACGUUGCACACGCCUCGACGUGCCAAUCUCACCCAUGAUGUCGCUCAGACACGGACACGCCGUCGAGUAAACAGGCGUUAUGGUGUGCGACGGACUGCCUGUCCUGCCUACACUGGCGGAGGGCCUGUGCGAGUCCAGUGAGGACAGAGAAUUCUCGGAGCCGCGCACCCGCCAAGUUUGAAAUGCCACCGCAGGACGCGGUCGAAAGUCCUCGUCAUGCGACGCCUCAUGAUCAGUCUGUACGUUUCUGUACCGCGAUCACAG
Trametes versicolor FP-101664 SS1 is the source of this 476-nucleotide messenger RNA. RefSeq lists its product as uncharacterized. NCBI's taxonomy places the organism in Eukaryota, Fungi, Basidiomycota, Agaricomycetes, Polyporales, Polyporaceae. The transcript is spliced from 4 exons. The coding region runs from base 41 to 250 and encodes 69 amino acids. The record is from RefSeq and is a predicted model, not a curated record.